Molecule: messenger RNA, 3283 nt
Organism: Engraulis encrasicolus (European anchovy)
Lineage: Eukaryota; Metazoa; Chordata; Actinopteri; Clupeiformes; Engraulidae
Exons: 4
Coding region: 688-3189 (833 amino acids)
Source: RefSeq, a predicted model, not a curated record
UCUGCUCCGGACCAGCGUCGAAGCGACACCUUCCUUCCUCCCCCGAUAGGAAUCGGUGACGAGGAUUAAGCCUCAUGAGAGGCUGGAUUCAGAGUUCAACGACAUCUGCGAGGGAAAGGGCGAUUUGUUCAUCAGAAGAUGGGAUGCCAUCAUCAUUCCACAUCUGAUCGACGUUGCGCUUAAGGAGAAGAGUGAAAUUGCUGCCCUCGUUCAGGGAGUGACAGACCUUACAGAUGAUGAGAAGACCUACAAGAUGUUGGUUGUACUAACUCGUCUUCUGCCUCCAGUCGCCUCCAGUCGCUGCAGUGUCAAGUCGGCAAUCACCCAUCUUAUUGAUUUUGUACCCACUGGAACUAACAUCUCGACACUCUGUGAUGCCACUGAGUCUGAGGGCAAAGCACUCCAGCCACAUCUCGUUUCUGUUGGUCGCUUCGAGGAUGCAGCACAGCAGUACGUCAUCGUUGGGAAGAGUGACAAAGUCAUCAUUCCACUGGACGAAGAUCUCACUGGUGCUGUGGACAAACUGUUCAAGGUCUUCUGGGUCUGCAACCUUUCAUAUCCACCUGAACUCUCCUCAGUUUUUGCAUUCUUGGAGUGUGUCUACAAUAUCCCUCUCUCCACAACCAGGAAGGCGCGGGUAAUGGACCUAAUUUCCAAAAUGAACUCAGUUCAGUAAUCAUAACAGCAAUGUAUAUUUGUCCAAAAUGCAAUAUGUACUUCAAGCAGAGUAAGAUUCUGAUUUGGCACUUGCGUGAAGUGCAUGCAUUGUCAGAUCAAUUGGACUUCACUCUGAUUUGCAGCCAGGAUGGUUGCCCUAGGACAUACCAAUGUAUUAAUUCUUUUUCCAAACACUUGAAUCGACAACACAAAUGUACAAAUGAUUUUGAGGAUCAUCAGCCUUAUCCACAGCCUUAUCCUCAGCCUGAUCCACUACACGCCACCUCAUCAGAAUUGCCUCGUCAAAAUGAAGCUGAAGAGCUCUCCAACAAUAACUGUUGUGCAGAGGGCAUUGUUGAGCCUGAACACUCUCUGACCAGGCCCAAGGGGGCUACAGCAAGAUUUGUUGCAAAAAUGUAUAGUGGUUCAAAUGUUAGCCUCACUGAUGUAACCCGAACUGUAAACAAUGUGAAGGACCUAAUGGAAUCUACUGUAAGUGGAUUGCAAGAUUCAGUCAUUUCAACUUUAAAAAGCUUGGGUGUGCCAGAGAACGAUGAAAGGGUGCAGUCGCUCAUGUGUGACUUUGAGAGUGCCAAACACACGUUUGAUGAAAUUGAUACACCCCAUAAAAUGAGCACAUAUUUCUCAGAUAAACUGGAUAUGGUACAGCCUAAAGAAAUUUUUCUCGGUCACAGAACAGAUACAUUACGAAAAGAUGGUCAGAUAAAGCAGGUUUUAGCACCUGAUACUUGUCAAUAUAUACCAAUUAUUGAUACGAUUCAGUUUCUCUUCUGUAAUGAUCAGAUGCAGCAACUAUACUUUCAAAGCAAGAAAAGAAAAGAUAACAAAAUGACAGAUUACAGUCAUGGUUCACGGUUUUUGUUAAAUCCAUUGUCUUGCUUGCAUCCUGAUUUUCUUCAAAUUCAGUUAUACUACGAUGAUGUUGAAACAACAAAUCCGUUAGGAUCCAAGACCAAGAUCCAUAAGAUGGGUGCAGUCUACUUUGUGAUAAGGAACUUGCCACAGCAAUUUACUUCAUCUCUGUCUCAUAUUCACCUUUGCCUCCUCUUCAAUUCCAUAGACAGGGAGACGUAUGGCCUUGGUAAAAUAAUGGAGCCUUUGCUGGAAGACCUUAGACAACUUGAGAGUUGUGGUGUUGACAUAAAUGUGAAUGGGCAAAAUCACAAGUUGUAUGGGACCAUAACAGUUUUAACUGCAGAUAAUUUGGCAAUGCACACCUUGUGUGGUUAUGUGGAGAGCUUUAGUGCUAAUAAGCCUUGCCAGUUCUGUUUAAUUGACAAGGAAGAAAUGCAGACUGUGUUGGAUGAUGACAAAGUAGAAAUGCGAACUAGACAGAAUUACACAGAACAUGCCAUCUUGUGUGAUGCGAGCGCCACAGGAGUGAAAGAGAAUUCAUGCUUAAACACCUUGAAGUACUUUCAUGUCACAGAAAAUAUAUGUGCCGACAUCAUGCAUGAUGUACUAGAAGGUGUUGCUCCCUUGGAACUGAAGUUAUUGCUAAGACAUUUGGUUUAUGAAGAAAAGUGUUUAACAUUACAACAGUUAAACAACAGAAUUGUAACAUAUGACUAUGGCUAUUCAAAUAUUAAGAAUAAGCCUAGUGUGAUUGUGAACUUAAAAUCAUCUGAAGGAGCUAUCCGUCAAACCGCCUCCCAAAUGUGGUGCCUUUUACAGGCUUUACCGUUUUUGGUGGGGGAUCGUGUUGAUAGGAGUAAUGAGUACUGGCACUUAUUUAUUUUGUUGCGUGAGAUUUGCAGCAUUAUUUUUGCGCCAGUCGUGACGACAGGUCUUGCUGUUUUUUUAAAGCAAGUCAUUAUUGACCAUCAUUUACUUUUCAAAAAACUCUACAGUAGGAAUCUCAUACCUAAGCACCACUUCAUGACUCAUUAUGCAAGGUUAAUAUGUUCAUUUGGUCCCAUCUCUCAACUCUGGUGUAUGCGUUUCGAAGGAAAACAUAACCCAUUUAAAAGACAUGCCCAUGUUGUUUGUAAUUUUAAAAACAUAGCUAAAACUUUAGCCUACAAACAUCAAGUGCAACAACUAACUAACUUUAAAAUUCGAGACCCCUUUUGCUCCAUUCCGGAUGUACAUAAUGCUAUUCCAGUACUGGUGGGAGCCUUGCAGGUACCACCAAGUAUCCUUGAUGAAAUGAAAGAAAUAAUCAAGAAAGAGUUCACCAUGACCAGCACCAUCUACGUCACACAUUUGAUAAAACAUAAUGGGCAAGAGUAUAGAACAGGGUGUGUGCUUUCUAUGAAAGCACAGAGUCAUGGGGAGUGUUUAUUUGGUGAGGUUCUUCACCUCAUCCCAAACGAGCAUACCUUUUUAAUGGUUGUUACCUUGCUGGAUGUUUUGUAUUUUGACUACCAUUUUUAUGCAUAUGUGGUGAAAGUGUCGAAGACCAUCAAACUGGUCAUACCAGAUGAUUUGGCUGAUUUUAGGCCCCUUGAUAUUGUGCGAGAUUUCAACUCAGAUAAACUGUAUGUAAACCCUAAAUAUAAAAUCUUUUAAAUCUGUGUAAUAUGACAGAGGAAUUGUACUGAAUAAUUUGUAUCAAUUUUGUACUGUAUAUUUGUAUAUCAAUAAAAAAUACUAUGGUCUUGAU